AUGGCCGAAAACGCACCAAUGGAGGUCGAUACGCCCGCCAUCAAGCAGCCCCGCUUCCAGGUCAAAAAGUGGAACGCGGUCUGUCUCUGGUCCUGGGACAUUGUCGUCGACAACAAACCACAUCAUGGAUCUUUGCAUCGAAUGCCAAGCAAACCAGGGCUCAGCAACUACAGAGGAAUGCACCGUCGCGUGGGGCCAGUGCAACGUACGUAUCCCACCAUCCCUUUCACUCGUGCACAAAUCAACGCUGACAAUCGAGCCCGCGACCAAACAGCACGCCUUCCACUUCCACUGCAUCUCGCGCUGGCUCAAGACCAGACAGGUCUGCCCACUCGACAACAGAGAAUGGGAACUUCAAAAGUACGGCCGAUGAGCAUCAAGGCCAUCUCCUCUGCAUCCGAUCCAAGCUCCAUCCUAUCGCUUCAUCUCUGCAUCACGGUCACGGCUGGCAUAGGCACAAUGAGCAGAGUCUGA
Moesziomyces antarcticus is the source of this 474-nucleotide messenger RNA. RefSeq lists its product as uncharacterized. The transcript is spliced from 6 exons. NCBI's taxonomy places the organism in Eukaryota, Fungi, Basidiomycota, Ustilaginomycetes, Ustilaginales, Ustilaginaceae. Bases 1 to 474 code for a protein of 157 amino acids. The record is from RefSeq and is a predicted model, not a curated record.